GACAGCUUCAUUAAGAAGAUCUUGAAAAACGCGCAAAAUAGCUCUACAAUUAACAUGUAUCACAACCUGCGUACACAGAAGUAAACAUGAGUAAUGCAAAGAAACAGAGGAAUCUAUACACUGCGAGAAUAAGGGUGGAAAUUGCUACUGCUAAAGGUCCUAGAAAGAGAUCAAUAGAUCAACAAGACUCCGCACAUUCAAGAAAGAAAGAUGAAGUUCUAAAAAUUGAAAAAGAGAAAGACUCGACAUCAUUACAAAACGGAGAAAAGAAACAAUCUAGAGCAAACGAAACAAAGAAACCAACUUCUGGAAAAGAUAUGAAACCUCCUAUAGUACAGAUGAAUGGUGCGAGAAGACCCUCCAUUGAAAAACAAAAAACUACCUUGUCUACAGCGAGAGCGAUGGGAGAAAUAGUUUCAAAUAUAAAGAAAUCACCAUAUCCAAUGUCAGCAAAAACAGCUAACGUGUCGUUUGGUGGCGUUCAAUUGUUGGGCACACCUUCAUCAGAAGGCACAGACGACAACCUACCGAAUGUCGAAAUAGAACACAAACACGUGCCGUCAGCGUCCAUUUUGAAAACGGUUAGAGGUGCCACGCCAGAAGAACUAGAGAAGACUUAUUUUCCAUAUACAAAUAGCAAUGGCGUACCAUUAUACCAAGAUUCGGAUGACCCUAAGGAUGAAGCUGAAAUAGACAUCCCAUCAGACGAUUCUCAUUCAGUUUCGCUUAGUUCAUCGUCAGAUGAUGAAGACUCUCCUAGAGAAAAUGUGGUUGUUGAAAAUCCUCGUCUCCCGCGGCAACCAUCAAGCAGACUAGAUGUCAUCAAAACUUUUUUGAAUGUAGUCGUCAUAGGUCACGUUGAUCAUGGCAAGUCAACAAUGAUCGGUCAUUUAGCUCAUAAAUGUGAUGCAGUUGACAACGAAACUAUCAACCAACUAGCAAAAGAAUCUGAAAUGUGUGGCAAGUCGUCCUUUAAAUUUGCCUGGGUUAUGGAUCGACUUAAAGCUGAGAGACAACGAGGUGUAACUAUUGACAGUAAAAUAAGACGGCUCGAUUCCAGACGAUUCCACGUUAAUAUGAUUGACGUCCCUGGACAUAAAGAUUAUGUACAUAAUAUGGUUACUGGGACCACACAGGGUGAUGUCGCUUUGUUAGUAGCGUCUGCAGAACAUGGAGAAUUUGAAUCAGGUCUAAAAAAAAGAGGACAAACGAGAGAACAUCUACAGCUGGCCUACAAUACUGGCAUUAAGCAACUCAUUGUAGUGAUCUCCAAAAUGGACUCUAUUGACCCUGCUUAUAAUGAAGUACGAUUUAGAUACUGUAUAGAUAAUAUUGCUCUUCUUGCAAAGAAAGUUGGUUUUGACGUGGAAACUGUACCAUUUAUUCCUAUUUCUGGUUGGGAAGGUGAUAAUUUAAUUACACCAAGCUCCAAAAUGCCUUGGUUUUCCUCUUGGAAGGUAAAACGAAGAUCAGGUGGUGCUUCCGGAAAAACACUCUUAGAUGCAAUAGACAGCUCAGAAAUGCCAUUUCGCAUGACAGACCGGCCAUUACGUGUACCUAUACAUACAGUUUACAAACUUGGAGAAAUAGGUAUUGUGACAGCUGGAAGGAUACACUGUGGUUAUAUACGACCAGACAUGGGUGUCAGUUAUGCACCAAACAAUAUACAUCCUAAGGUACGGGCAGUGCAAGUAUUUAGAGAAGUUAUGGAUGAAGCAAGGCCAGGUGACAAUGUUGGGAUACAGAUAGAGAAUUAUACACUUAAAGAUAUCAGGAAAGGUGAUGUAUGUGGGGAUACCUGUGACGAUCCUCCACAGUCUGUCACACAGUUUACUGCUCAGAUCAUGAUUUUAAAUCAUCCGGGUACAAUAAAGAAGGGGAACCAAGGGAGAGUUCCAAUUUAA
This is a messenger RNA of Mytilus californianus (California mussel), 1904 nucleotides long. Its product is annotated as elongation factor 1-alpha 2-like. The record is from RefSeq and is a predicted model, not a curated record. NCBI's taxonomy places the organism in Eukaryota, Metazoa, Mollusca, Bivalvia, Mytilida, Mytilidae. Gene Ontology annotation, biological process: translation. The transcript has 10 exons. Gene Ontology annotation, molecular function: GTP binding; GTPase activity. Bases 87 to 1904 code for a protein of 605 amino acids.